AUGGCAUCCGGCUUUCCGGGAAAGCGUCCUUCUGCGUCCCUUGAUUACCCUCAUAGCAAACGACCAACGCGCCCCUACCAUCGUCACCAUCGCCUGCAGGACCCGGUGAUUCUCCCGGCGUCCGAACCUGCGGUACAGGAUGAUGCCAACAUCGACCAUCUGAUGAAUCGCUCAAUCGGGCAGCUAUUACAACACUCUGGAUUUCACCAUGCGGAGCCAGUGGCACUGUCGAGCUUACGCGGGGCGACCGAGGAGUACCUACUUCGCCUGUCCACCUACGUCCGCCAGUCGAUGCUGUCCUCGCGUCGUAUCCAGCCGAUCCCCCAAGAUUUCGAGUACGCUCUGAAGCGUUGCCGCCUGAGCACCGAUGACCUUCGCUCCUGCCUCGAGUCUUUCCCCCAUCCGGCACCGGUACCGACUCUACCACCCUCCCCGCCCCCGGAUGAUGACGCCUUACGCAAACUCCCCUUCUUGAAAUCUCUGAGCGGCGAAGAGGAACGCGUCAAUCGCCCCUACAUCCCGAAACAUUUCCCCAGCUUCCCGAGUAAGCACACCUAUUCGGCCACGGCCGUCUUCACGGAACGAGACAGUGACCCCCGCAAGAUCCGCGAGCGCGCCGCAGAAGAUGGGCGACACGGCGAGGAAGCUUUGCGGAAAUUGGCUAGUGCCGCGUUCCGUGACAACCAGACGGCCUCGGCGGGCCGGGAUAAGAAGCUUUGGGGUCGGAGAAUGGAGAGCAUGGAAAGCAUGUUUGAGAAGACGGCCAAGGGGCUGGCUAAGAAGCUCCAAAAAGAUCCUCUCGCCACCGGCGCUCCCGCGAGCACCGCCAUGGAGAUCGACUCGGGGCCACUCGCCGAAAUGGAUACCAAGGGUCGGUCUAAGGUGUCAUUGAACCUCGAGCUGGGCCCAAUUGUGAACUGUGAGCGAGACUUAUGGCGACGGGCGACGACGAUGAGCGAUGAGCGAGCCGAGAAGCACUCCAAGCCCCCUGCGAGCACCGAGCCGAUCGAUCGCGGAAUGCGCACUUGA
Molecule: messenger RNA, 1029 nt
Organism: Penicillium alfredii
Lineage: Eukaryota; Fungi; Ascomycota; Eurotiomycetes; Eurotiales; Aspergillaceae
Product: TBP-associated factor 8 family protein
Exons: 2
Coding region: 1-1029 (342 amino acids)
Biological process (GO): transcription initiation at RNA polymerase II promoter
Cellular component (GO): transcription factor TFIID complex
Molecular function (GO): protein heterodimerization activity
Source: RefSeq, a predicted model, not a curated record